This is a messenger RNA of Parascedosporium putredinis, 978 nucleotides long. The record is from the annotation of a GenBank genome assembly. NCBI's taxonomy places the organism in Eukaryota, Fungi, Ascomycota, Sordariomycetes, Microascales, Microascaceae.
AUGGAGGGCUUUGGAACACGACACUUUGGCUACCCUCCCGUGAGCCUCCUCGAUGACAUCAUCAACACCGUCAACAUCCUGGCCGAAAGCGCCCUCAAAUCCAUCGAGCAGUACCUCUCCAACUCCUCCCCCAAGGCACUCGGCUUCCGCGACGCCAAGAAAUCCUCGUCCUCGACCGCCGCCCCGGCCUCCUCCUCCUCCCACGGCACCGCGUCCGCUCCCCUCACCGCCGCCGACGCCGCCAAGUUCGAGAUCGACAACGGCACCCACCAGCUCGAGACCCUCCUCUGCUCCAGCAUCGACCGCAACUUUGACAUCUUUGAGCUCUACGUCAUGAAGAACCUGCUCCGCAUCGCCCCCGAAGACAGGCCGUGGAUCCGCCUCCGGCACUACGAAGGCCUCGACUUUGAUCGCGCUGCCGCCGCCACAUCCGAGGGCCAAAAUGCCGACAGCGGUAGCGGUCGCGGCGACGUUGGCGGCGGUGAUAGCCCCGGCGGACCCACGGCUACCUCGGUCAACGUGCUGCGGCGGAAGCUGCGCGCCUCCCUGCGCCUCAACGCCCUCCUACAAGCCGAAAAAGCCAAGAACGACGCCCUCCUCGCCCAGCUCUACUCCCUCCAGGCCCUGCGCUCCCUUUCUACCUCGCUCAAGAACAUGGCCCCGGACCUCGUCGCCUCGGUCGGCACCGACAACGACGACAACGACGGCCAAAGUGGCGGCCGCAGCAGCGCCGGAUCGGGUUCGUCGUCGGGUAACCGGAACUGGAGAAAGGAGCGCGUGGGUUACGUAGAGGGCCUAGCGAGGAAACACCUCGAGAACGCGCGGGGCCUCGAGCUCGGCGCCCAGGGCGAGGUUCGCGACGGCGAGUGGCAGGGCGAGGGCAGGACCAUCAGCAAGGCCGAAGUCGAGGACCUGGAGAGGGUGGUGGGCAUAUUGGCUGGCGGGGUCAUGGACGAGGACGCGAUGGACGAAUCCUAG